AUGUUCGCUCGCCUCUUCGCUAUCGCCUCCCUCGUCGCCUUCGCUGUUGCCAACGAUGGCCAGUGCAACACCGGCAGCAUUCAGUGCUGUGAGAGUUCUACCACCGUCAGCAACUACAACGCUCAAAGCGGGCUUUCGGGUCUCCUCUCCAUUGUUACUGAUGUUGUUGGCCUCGUUGGCCUCAACUGCAGCCCCCUUUCCGUUAUCGGCCUCGGCUCUGGCUGUGAGGCUAACCAAGAGCCCUUGUGCUGCAGCAACAACCAAUAUAACGGUCUUGUUAACCUUGGUUGCAGUCCUAUCAACCUCAACCUCUAA
This is a messenger RNA of Suillus paluster, 315 nucleotides long. RefSeq names its product fungal hydrophobin. The transcript is spliced from 3 exons. Gene Ontology annotation, molecular function: structural constituent of cell wall. Gene Ontology annotation, cellular component: fungal-type cell wall. Lineage: Eukaryota; Fungi; Basidiomycota; Agaricomycetes; Boletales; Suillaceae. Bases 1 to 315 code for a protein of 104 amino acids. The record is from RefSeq and is a predicted model, not a curated record.